AUGGUGCCAUUCUUGAGCAGUAUAAACUUGGAAGUAGUGAAUGUUUCUAUCUACGGUGUGGUUAUAGUGAAUCUGCCCGUGCUGCCUGUAAACUGCUCUGAAGGGCGGCAAACAAGAGAAUCUCUACCCGUAUCACUCACAGGAAGUCCUUUCACAGUCUCAGCAGAGUACAACACGUUUGCUGUACUAGGCUGCAACGCUGCUGUAUGGUUUCAUGAUAAUGGAACUCUUGUUGGAGGAUGCCUGGCUAUGUGUGAUGAUGCUAAUUCUACAGAUGUGAUCAGUUGCAAUGGCAUAAAUUGCUGCCAAACAUCAAUUCCAAGACGAGUCCAAGAGUUUGAGUGUACUUACCAAAGUAUUCAAACCAGCAAUAGAAGUUUCUGUGGGUAUGUUUUUCCUGUUGACAAGAAAUGGUUGCAAAAUCAGGAUUACAAAAGGUAUAGAGGCCUUGUGGAUGACCGGUUGAAUCCAUUUGAUCGUGAGUUUGGAUUUGUGCCAUUGGUACUUGAGUGGGAAUUUGAUAAACAAAAUGGUUAUUGCUCAUCUCCUUCUGAUGUGAUCUCUGGAAGUAGUUGCAAGGACAUAAAUACUUUGUUUUAUGUAUCUUCAACAAAAUACUGCACAUGUGGAAAACACGAAGGAAAUCCAUAUAUUGUUGAUGGAUGUGGGAUAUCUCCGAAUGAAGGAUCUCAACCCGUCAUUAAAAUAGUAUCCAUUGUUAUCGGCAGUGUGGUUGGUGUGCUGCUCGCUGCAGCUUGGAAAUACCACAAAGCUAUUACUCGCACUCUUAAGGCUAAAGAGGUUAACAAGGCUAACGAGGCUAGCCGAAAACACAUGUCUUCGAAGAAAGAUGGAAGCAUUUUGUUGGAGCAACAGUUGGCUGCUCUUGAGAAUGACAUUGAGAAAACCAGAUUGUUUACUUCUGUUGAGUUGGCAAAGGCUACUGAUGAUUACAAUGAGAAUCGAGUACUUGGCCGUGGUGGUGAAGGUGUUGUGUAUAAAGGGAUGUUGGAGGAUGGAACAAUUGUAGCAGUGAAGAAGUCAGAGGGGUUGAACCAAGGUGAUGUGGUAGACUUCAUUAAUGAGGUAGUUAUUGUAUCACAGAUAAACCAUAGGAAUGUGGUCAAGCUGUUGGGUUUUUGUCUGGAAAGUGCAGUUCCUCGUCUUGUCUAUGAGUUCAUCCCCAAUGGGACUCUCUUCUCUCACAUCCAUCAUCCGCACGAGGAUUUCCCCUUAUUCUGGGAAUUGCGGGUGAGAAUUGCCAAGCAAGUGGCCGGAGCACUCGCCUACUUGCACUCUGCUGCAUCUGUCCCUAUCUAUCACCGUGACAUCAAGUCAACCAACAUACUCUUGGAUGAAAAGUAUCGUGCUAAAAUAUCAGAUUUUGGGACGUUAAGAUCAAUUUCCCUUGAUAAAACUCACGUGACUACCCGAGUGGUAGGCACGUUCGGGUACGUGGAUCCGGAGUACUUCCAAUCGAGCCAUCUCACUGAAAAGAGUGACGUUUACAGCUUCGGAGUGGUGCUGGUUGAGCUUUUGACAGGGGAGAAAGCUGUAUCGGCUGUUAGAGUUGAGGAAGGAAGGGGUCUGGCCACGCAUUUCCUGCAUUCCAUGGAACAAGAUCAGUUAUUCAAUAUUGUGGAUGCGAGGGUGCUCAAAGAGGGCAAAAAGGAGGAAAUCGAGGCGAUGGCUGAAAUCGCAAAAAGAUGUCUCCAUUUGAACGGGAAGGGCAGGCCAACGAUGAAGGAAGUUGCACACCACUUGGAAGGAAUUAAAGUAGAGAUUCCUGAAAAACAGAUACAAAGCAGUGGCUGUGAUCCGACUGAAGAUGUGGACUCUGAUGGCUUCUCUCCCAUCUCAGAAAUCAUUGAAUGUUCAUCAUCUGACGAAUCUUGAAGAAUAUUACUUUGACAUGUCUGAGCAAGCAACCCAAUCAUUUUCUUUAUCUUUCAGCUAUUUGGAUUCUUGUAUCUGUGUGUGUUUACCUUUUCAUGUUUCGUCAUUUAUGCAUAUUUUUAAAACUUCUAAGGGUGUCCACAAUGGUGGCCCUCUUGGGCAUUCCCAAGCCACCAUUUCUUGGGCAUGCCCAACAAACUUGGCCCUGCCCAUGAAAACUUGGUCACCACAAUGGUAGCCCCCUGGGCCACCAAUUAAAAUUAUUUUCUUAUA
Salvia hispanica is the source of this 2169-nucleotide messenger RNA. Lineage: Eukaryota; Viridiplantae; Streptophyta; Magnoliopsida; Lamiales; Lamiaceae. The record is from RefSeq and is a predicted model, not a curated record.